AUGAGCUAUGGAGUGGCACCCCAGCCUUUUUUUUUCGUCCUGAGGGCAGUCCGGCACCCUUGCUACGUUAUAUGCGCCGAUGGUGGUGCCAAUCGACUUUAUGAUUUAACGAAGAAUCAAGGGCAAGAGUCAACUGAACUUCCGAAUACCAUUAUUGGUGACUUGGACUCUCUUAAUCCAACAGUACGAAAACAUUAUGAAAUGCUUGGGGUAACCAUUUUGGAAGAUCCAGACCAAUAUUCCACAGAUUUCACCAAAUGCUUGAAAUAUCUCAAUACACAUGCUUCUGAGAUUAUCGCAUCCCCCCGUCGAUCUCAAGACUCUCAGUCAAGUUCAAGUUCUCACUCGGUACUUGAAAUUGUCAUUCUUGGCGGUCUUGGUGGUCGUGUUGAUCAAGCCUUCUCGCAAAUCCAUCAUUUAUACAUGAUGACCAAGACACAACGAGAGAUUCGCGAGGCCCACAGGAUCAGUGAGACGAAUACACAUUCUAGUAAUUCGGCCAUAGGUGGGAGCCUCUAUCUCGUCUCCGAGGAAAGCAUCACAUUUGUCUUGCAUCAAGGCCGGAAUAUCAUUCAUACACCGGCAACGAGACGCGCUGAUACUGACCAAGCUACCUCGGGUAUUGGAUCGCAGCAUGAAACAUCUAAAAACACAGAGGAAGCGAAGUACUUCUUUGAAGAAAAUGUUGGCAUCAUUCCUUUAUCUGCUCCGGCUUCUAUCACCACCCAGGGCUUUGAAUGGGAUGUGCAAAACUGGCACACUGAGAUUGGAGGUCAAAUAUCUACAAGUAAUCAUAUUCGAGCAGAGAAAGUUGAAGUGGAGACAUCAGUUCCAGUGCUGUUUACCGUGGAGUUGGCGCAAAGACUCAAAAGGUGA
Messenger RNA from Penicillium odoratum, 876 nucleotides. RefSeq names its product thiamine diphosphokinase. Gene Ontology annotation, molecular function: thiamine diphosphokinase activity; thiamine binding; ATP binding. The transcript is spliced from 3 exons. The coding region runs from base 1 to 876 and encodes 291 amino acids. NCBI's taxonomy places the organism in Eukaryota, Fungi, Ascomycota, Eurotiomycetes, Eurotiales, Aspergillaceae. Gene Ontology annotation, biological process: thiamine diphosphate biosynthetic process; thiamine metabolic process. The record is from RefSeq and is a predicted model, not a curated record.